Ailuropoda melanoleuca (giant panda) is the source of this 3923-nucleotide messenger RNA. It is a transcript of the gene SV2A, whose product is annotated as synaptic vesicle glycoprotein 2A. The coding region runs from base 471 to 2606 and encodes 711 amino acids. Gene Ontology annotation, molecular function: transmembrane transporter activity. NCBI's taxonomy places the organism in Eukaryota, Metazoa, Chordata, Mammalia, Carnivora, Ursidae. Gene Ontology annotation, biological process: chemical synaptic transmission; transmembrane transport. The transcript is spliced from 12 exons. Gene Ontology annotation, cellular component: synaptic vesicle membrane; neuron projection. The record is from RefSeq and is a predicted model, not a curated record.
GGCCGGAGCGUGUAUGGGGGGGGGGCAGGUCUGCAUUGCCGCUUCCCCGGGUACCGGGAGCAGUCGACGCUGCCGCCAGCCCCGCGGCCGGGACCCCCGCCCUCACCAGGGACUCCCUUACCCGGGGCAUCCAGGCCAGAUCUCCAGAAGCUUAUAGAAGAGAAGUAGGUGGCUUUUCCUGAGUUAUCCUGAUCCCCGGCUUAGCCCCCACAACCUGGCUCCCCCUUCUCUUCCUAUUCCCCUGUUCCUCCUCUCCCUUCCCCAUGUAUCCAACUGAAUUGGCCAGAAGUCCUGCCCCUCCUUUCCCCUCCUAGACAUCCCUAUUCUCCUAUUCCGUGCCCAGAGAUAUUUGAACACACUCCAUCUAAGUAACUGGGGGAAGGGGGCCUUCUGACUUCACAAGUCCUUGAGCAAAAUCUGAAUAAGGAGCAGGGAGUGAAGGAGAUCUAGUGACGUCCCAAAGACUCAUCAUGGAAGAAGGCUUCAGAGACCGGGCAGCUUUCAUCCGUGGGGCCAAAGACAUUGCCAAGGAGGUCAAGAAGCACGCGGCCAAGAAGGUGGUGAAGGGCCUGGACAGAGUCCAGGACGAAUAUUCCCGUAGAUCUUACUCCCGCUUUGAGGAGGAGGAGGAGGAGGACUUCCCCGCCCCCGCAGAUGGCUAUUACCGCGGGGAAGGCGCCCAGGACGAGGAAGAGGGGGGCGCAUCUAGUGACGCCACCGAGGGUCACGACGAGGAUGAUGAGAUCUACGAGGGGGAAUAUCAGGGCAUCCCCCGGGCAGAGUCUGGGAGCAAAGGCGAGCGGAUGGCAGAUGGGGCUCCCCUGGCUGGAGGCAGGGGGGGCUUGGGCCAUGGGGAGGGCCCCCCUGGUGGCCGGGGGGAGGCACAACGGAGGAAAGAACGGGAAGAACUGGCUCAGCAGUAUGAAGCCAUCCUCCGGGAGUGUGGCCACGGCCGCUUCCAGUGGACACUCUAUUUCGUGCUUGGGCUGGCGCUGAUGGCUGACGGUGUGGAAGUCUUUGUGGUGGGCUUUGUGCUGCCCAGCGCUGAGAAAGACAUGUGCCUGUCAGACUCCAACAAAGGCAUGCUAGGCCUGAUAGUCUACCUGGGCAUGAUGGUGGGAGCCUUCCUCUGGGGAGGUCUGGCUGAUCGGCUGGGUCGGAGGCAGUGUCUGCUCAUCUCACUCUCAGUCAACAGCGUCUUCGCCUUUUUCUCGUCUUUCGUCCAGGGUUAUGGCACUUUCCUCUUCUGCCGCCUCCUUUCCGGGGUUGGGAUCGGAGGGUCCAUCCCCAUCGUCUUCUCCUAUUUCUCGGAGUUUCUGGCACAGGAGAAGCGGGGGGAGCAUUUGAGCUGGCUCUGCAUGUUCUGGAUGAUUGGUGGAGUGUAUGCAGCCGCCAUGGCCUGGGCCAUCAUCCCCCACUACGGGUGGAGCUUUCAGAUGGGGUCCGCUUACCAGUUCCACAGCUGGAGGGUGUUUGUCCUCGUCUGCGCCUUCCCUUCUGUGUUUGCCAUCGGCGCCCUGACCACGCAGCCUGAGAGCCCGCGCUUCUUCCUGGAGGUCACCCACAUUAAGACGAUUCAUCAGGAGGACGAGUUGAUUGAAAUCCAGUCGGACACGGGGACUUGGUACCAGCGCUGGGGGGUCCGGGCCUUGAGCCUGGGGGGGCAGGUCUGGGGGAAUUUCCUCUCCUGUUUUGGUCCAGAAUAUCGACGCAUCACUCUGAUGAUGAUGGGUGUGUGGUUCACCAUGUCCUUCAGCUACUACGGCCUGACUGUCUGGUUUCCUGACACGAUUCGCCACCUCCAGGCGGUGGACUACGAAGCCCGCACCAAAUUGUUCUCUGGGGAGCGUGUGGAACAUGUGACCUUUAAUUUCACCCUGGAGAAUCAGAUCCACCGAGGGGGACAAUACUUUAAUGACAAGUUCAUUGGGCUACGUCUGAAGUCAGUGUCCUUUGAGGAUUCCUUAUUUGAGGAGUGUUAUUUCGAGGAUGUCACUUCGAGCAACACAUUCUUCCGCAACUGCACAUUCAUCAACACGGUGUUCUAUAACACCGACCUGUUUGAGUACAAGUUUGUGAACAGCCGGCUGGUGAACAGCACGUUCCUGCACAACAAGGAGGGCUGCCCGCUGGACGUAACAGGGACCGGCGAAGGUGCCUACAUGGUGUACUUUGUCAGUUUCCUGGGGACGCUGGCUGUGCUCCCCGGGAACAUCGUGUCUGCCCUGCUCAUGGACAAGAUUGGCAGGCUCCGAAUGCUUGCGGGCUCCAGCGUGAUGUCCUGUGUCUCCUGCUUCUUCCUGUCUUUUGGGAACAGCGAGUCAGCCAUGAUCGCUCUGCUCUGCCUUUUUGGGGGGGUCAGCAUUGCAUCCUGGAACGCGCUGGACGUGUUGACUGUUGAACUCUACCCUUCGGACAAGAGGACCACGGCCUUCGGCUUCCUGAACGCCCUCUGUAAGCUGGCGGCCGUGCUGGGGAUCAGCAUCUUCACAUCCUUUGUGGGAAUCACCAAGGCCGCCCCCAUCCUGUUUGCCUCAGCGGCGCUUGCCCUCGGUAGUUCUCUGGCCCUGAAGUUGCCUGAGACCCGGGGACAGGUGCUGCAGUGAGAGUGCCACAGGGGUUUUGAGGGUGGCAGGCUCCCUGUGAGACCAACGGCUCCUUCUCUCUCCCUGCCCUGCCAUCCUGGCCCUAGAAGCCUCACUCCCCACUCCCGUGUGCGGUGUCUUAGCUGUGUGUGUGCGUGCGCGUGCAUGUCUGUGACCCCGUGGGCAGGAACUGCAGGGAAGGCUAUUUCGUCCCGGUCUCGGGGUGCAGCUCUACUCCCCACCUCCUACCCGUUGACUUUGCACAAGAGAAGGCUCGGCCCCACCCUUCUCCCCCAGUGUUAGUGAGGCAUCCUAGCUCUUCCUGGCUCUAGGGAGUCCAGAACCAGCCCCUGCCCUCCCCUCCCUCCCCUCUGCCUAGGCCCUGGUGAAACCAUGGGCAUGUGGUUAUGCUGGGGGCUGGGGCUUGGUGUAGUCUUUGGACCAAAAGAAUUUCUUAGAGUUGGAAGGGCCUCAAGUGCCCUCUCACACCUGUUGGACGCUGGGGGAGUAGCAAUAAACCUCAGCCCCCUGGCCUCCACUCCCCCCUCAAUUUGGGCUACAAGUAAGAAGCCUGAGUUUUAUGAAAUCAGCUUUCUGAUUCUUAUUUAUUUAUAUAUUAAGUUCUGAGGCAGCUCAGCAGGACUGUGUGUGUGAAUGCAUGUGUAACACUUACGUGUGUGUGUAUGUGCCGUGGGGUGGGGCGUCACUAUACUGUCCUAAGAUACAAGCCAAGGGUAAUCUCUGUGGACACACAUGCUACCCUGCCUCCCAUAAUCCCUUCCCCAUCUUUUUUCUGUCUCAGGCCUGGGAGGGAGGAGCCCCAGGCCAGGCUAGGAUGAGCCCCACAGUCCAGACAGACCUGAGGGCACCCGAUGAGGUCCAUCUCCUCCCCUCCUCUCAAGAAGCACAGGCCUCUGGAGCGAGAGGCUCCACCCACUAUAGCACAGACAGACACAGCACAGCUGCCCUCCCACCCCUACCCUGUCCCCUCGCAGGCAGGGUAGCAGGGAAGGGAAAGACACCAGGCAUAAGGUCAAACCAGCAGAUCAAAAAGCACAAGGAGCUGGGGCAGGGGCAGAAAGCAGGGGCCCUCACAGCAACUCCUCUGAAGUGGGAAGAGGUUGGGCAAUAAGCCAGGGACCCCCAAUGUGGGACCAGAAGCCUCAGUUUCCCCAUGUCACCCUUUCUACAUGAUAGCCCCUGCAGGUUAAGCUGCCCUUGCCUCACCCCACUGUGUGGCUGCUUUCUUUGGUACCCUCCUGCGCCCCCCCGCCCCACCGUAGCUGUGAUGUGUCGUAGUUUUUAGCUGUUUGUAAAUGUUAAAAAAAAAAAAAAAAA